AUGAUCUGGUCGAGUGCUACACGUGAAAACGUGUGCAAGAUGGUGGAGACUGUGAUGACUUCGAGCAUGCAACGUGCGCUUCUUCAACGUGUAUGGGCACGCGAGACGCUUGUGACACCGCGCGAUUUUGGCCGCAAAGUUUCCACGACGAAGGAUUUGAGCAUUGUGUGGGAUGAGCUGAAUGAAUGGGACAAGUAUCUUCGCACUCGUCCCUCACCUGAUGCCAGCAUGCGAUGGUCUAGCCGGGCCUCAGCGGAAGGCCGACUCUUUGAGAUUCGCCACUGGGCACGGCAGACUAUCUCACGAAAAGAGGAGGUGCCCAGAUUUUCCUCCAUUGCCGACGAAUUGCAAGCGGAAGCGGAGAUCCGGCGGACGCAGCCUGAGCUGCUUCACCGUGCACCGCUCGAGACACACCCCUAUGGUCCGCACAACACCAUCCUUGUCGACGACAGCGUCGACAAAGCCAAAUGUCAGCCGGACAAUCAUAUCUGUAUUCCUGACUACGGGGAGAAGCAGGCGGCUUUGUACAAAGAAUACCGAAAAGCCACAAACGAGUCGGAACAGGACGUAAAUGCGCUUGAUGACUACCUUCUACAACUGGUGGGUGUACUUGACACCAUGGCGGACCAGUCGGAUGUAUCGACGUGGAUUCGGAAUGGCGGUGUACGAACCUUCUCCAGCGAGCAAACGCCGGAAGAUCGUGCACUAUGGGUCGAACGUGGAAAAAAAGCGCUGUCAAGGUACAAGAUUCCUCUUAUUGUAUAG
Molecule: messenger RNA, 765 nt
Organism: Malassezia pachydermatis
Lineage: Eukaryota; Fungi; Basidiomycota; Malasseziomycetes; Malasseziales; Malasseziaceae
Product: translation initiation factor eif3a
Exons: 1
Coding region: 1-765 (254 amino acids)
Molecular function (GO): phosphoprotein phosphatase activity
Source: RefSeq, a predicted model, not a curated record